AUGGGCUUGGCGGUUGCGUACCCGCUUCAGUACCUGGCCGGCGCAGCGGAGGGGCCAGGUGGGCACCAUGGACAGAUUGGAGGGAUUCCGGGGAGCGACGAGCCGUUCCCUGCGGAACCUGUCGAUACUGCUGCGUUUUGGUGGAAGGUUGCCAUCUCGGUUGUCUUGGUCUUGGCGGGUGGUGUCUUUGCCGGACUCACGCUAGGACUUAUGGGACAGGAUGUCAUGAAUUUGAAGGUGUUGGAGGCGUCGGGGACGCCGCUUGAGAGGAAGCAUGCGCAUAGAGUUCUGUCGUUGUUGGAGAGGGGAAAGCAUUGGGUUCUGGUUACGUUGUUGUUGUCGAACGUCAUUACGAACGAGACGUUGCCAAUCGUGGCGGAUUCGGUGCUGGGAGGUGGAUGGCCUGCUAUCGUCAUCUCGACCGUUUCCAUCGUUAUUUUCGGAGAGAUUAUUCCGCAAAGUAUGUGUGUUAGGUAUGGAUUGGGCAUCGGAGCUCGGUGUGCGCCGUUUGUGGUGGGGUUGAUGUACGUGUUGUAUCCCGUUGCGUACCCGACUGCGAUGUUGCUGGAUUGGGCGCUGGGCGAGGACAUGGGAACGAUGUACAAGAAGGCGGGGUUGAAGACCUUGGUCAGUCUCCAUGGAAACUCUGCGUUGCAUUCCCAUGCAGAGGCAUUGAACGAGGAUGAGGUCACGAUUAUCAGUGCGGUAUUGGAUUUGAAGGAGACACCGAUUGGGGAUGUCAUGACCCCUAUCGAGGAUGUUUACGUUAUGAGCGCGGAACAUGUUUUAGAUGAGAAGGUCAUGGAUGAGAUCUUGAGUGCUGGGUAUUCGAGAAUUCCGAUUCAUGCGCCUGGACAACCUACGAAUUUCAUUGGUAUGUUGUUGGUGAAGACGUUGAUUACGUACGACCCUGAGGAUGCGCGUCCCGUUUCUUCUUUUGCGCUCGCUACGCUGCCCGAGACGGCUUGCGAGACGUCGUGUUUGGAUAUGCUCAACUGGUUCCAGGAAGGAAAGUCGCAUAUGGUCAUCGUAUCCGAACACCCGGGUGAGAAUCACGGUGCGUUGGGUGUUGUUACCUUGGAAGACAUCAUCGAGGAGUUGAUCGGAGAGGAAAUCGUGGACGAGACGGAUGUCUUUAUUGAUGUGAGGGGUCACUUGAAGAGAGCCAUGAACCCCAAUUUGUUGAGAAAGAGGUAUACGCAGCGUGUUGCAUCCGCGUAC
This is a messenger RNA of Saitoella complicata NRRL Y-17804, 1221 nucleotides long. Its product is annotated as DUF21-domain-containing protein. Gene Ontology annotation, biological process: magnesium ion homeostasis. The record is from RefSeq and is a predicted model, not a curated record. The transcript has a single exon. Lineage: Eukaryota; Fungi; Ascomycota; Saitoellomycetes; Saitoellales; Saitoellaceae. Gene Ontology annotation, cellular component: intracellular membrane-bounded organelle. The annotation marks the transcript as partial.